ACGGAAGCUCCUGGAGAUGGUCUAACCGAGCAAUCUCGAGCUGGGCCCACUCUACGGUCUUGCUUACUCGGUCUUCUCCCCGUCCCGUCCCGUUUGGUUCCAACCAUCGCCGAGCUCCCGCCGCCGUAAAAGAUGGCCGACGGCAACACCCCGGCCUCGCCGCCUCCCGCUUCUCCGCUCCAGAGGCACCGCUACGCCAUCAAGUCCUCAGUGCACAAUACCGCAGCUAGCCGGAGGCGGGAACAGGCUAUCGCAAUAGGGAAGGAAAGAAGGGAAGCCUUGAUCCGUGCAAAGCGCGUGUGCCGCACCCCGCUUUCUGGUAGCGAUGAUGCUGGCAUUGAGGAGGAUGAUAUGGUUGUUGAUAAGGAGAAAGAAGGUCUUGAAGCAAGAACUGCUCAAGCUGUUGAAGAAUUGAAAUCAGCUUUGUCAAGCCAGGGGAAAGGGGCCCAGAAGAAGAAGACAGAGGUGCUUCGUGCUUUGAGACGCUUGCUGUCACAGUCUGAAGUACCUCCAAUUGAAGCAGCAAUUAAAGCUGGAGCAGUUCCUCUUUUGGUACAAUAUCUGUCUUUCGGAUCUUCAGAUGAACAGUUGCUAGAGGCCGCUUGGUGCCUUACAAACAUAGCAGCUGGGGAACCAGAAGAAACAAAAUCGUUGCUGCCCGCAUUACCAUUGCUUGUUGCUCACCUUGGUGGUUCGGUUUCUCCCUUGUUGAGGAAAAAGAGCUCCACACUUGUUGCUGAGCAAUGUGCGUGGGCCAUUGGCAAUGUUGCUGGUGAAGGAGCAGAUCUGAGAAGCACAUUACUCGCACAGGGUGCUUUGUGGCCUCUUGCCCGCUUAAUGCUGUCAAGCAAGGGUUCGGCAGCAAGAACUGCUGCAUGGGCAUUGUCAAAUCUCAUCAAGGGGCCUGAUCCCAAGGCUGUGAAUGAGCUUAUUGGCAUCGAGGGUGUGCUAAAUGCGAUCGUACAGAACUUGGAAAAGGCGGAUGAAGAGCUAGCAACUGAGGUGGCGUGGGUAGUGGUAUAUCUUUCAGCACUUUCAGAAAAAGCUAUUAGCUUAAUAGUGAGAAGCCAUGUGCCUCAGUUGCUGAUUCGACGUCUGCUAGCAUCUGAGAACUUACAGUUGCUCAUUCCGGUACUUCGUGGUUUAGGAAAUGUUGUAGCUGGGGAUGGAUACAUGGUUGAUUCAAUCCUAAUUGUUGGGAACAAUAUCACAGAUCAAGCUUUAUCAAGUCUUAUAAAAUGCUUGAGGAGUGACAAUAGGGUUCUCAGGAAGGAGGCUUCAUGGGUAUUGUCAAACAUAGCAGCAGGCAGCUUUGAGCACAAGAAAUUGAUUUUUACCAGUGAGGCCACACCUGUGCUGAUACACCUCCUGAAUAAUGCACAAUAUGAUAUCCGUAAGGAAGCAGCCUACACCCUGGGCAACCUGUGUGUUGUCCCAGCAGGAAGUAGUGAACCCCCAAACAUAAUCGUGGAACAUUUAGUCUCGAUCAUAAACAGUGGAGCCCUCCCAGGAUUCAUAAAUUUGCUCAGAUCUGCUGAUAUAGAGAGCGCGAGACUUGGACUUCAGUUCCUGGAACUGGCCAUGAGGGGAUAUCCCGAUGGACAAGGCCCAAAUCUUGUGGAGAGGGAGGAUGGCAUUGAGGCUAUGGAGAGGUUCCAGUUCCACGAGAACGAUGUGAUGAGGAACAUGGCGAAUGGAUUGGUUGACAAGUAUUUCGGUGAGGAUUACGGCGUAGAAUGAGAGCCGGUGUUGUUGGAUGCCAUCCAUCCAUCCAUACAUACAUACAUAGACCUGGAUGAACUCAGAGUUGUGCUCAGAUUGUAAAACGCAUGCAUUCUUGUGCAUGCAAUCGUAGAACACAAUGCUGUUGAAUGUCUUUGUGAUUGCCCA
This is a messenger RNA of Brachypodium distachyon (stiff brome), 1890 nucleotides long. Its product is annotated as importin subunit alpha-2. The transcript has 11 exons. Gene Ontology annotation, molecular function: nuclear import signal receptor activity; protein binding. NCBI's taxonomy places the organism in Eukaryota, Viridiplantae, Streptophyta, Magnoliopsida, Poales, Poaceae. Gene Ontology annotation, biological process: NLS-bearing protein import into nucleus. The record is from RefSeq and is a predicted model, not a curated record. Gene Ontology annotation, cellular component: nucleus; cytoplasm. Bases 133 to 1740 code for a protein of 535 amino acids.